Molecule: messenger RNA, 5184 nt
Organism: Phycomyces blakesleeanus NRRL 1555(-)
Lineage: Eukaryota; Fungi; Mucoromycota; Mucoromycetes; Mucorales; Phycomycetaceae
Product: glycosyltransferase family 2 protein
Exons: 4
Cellular component (GO): cell periphery; cell septum; myosin complex
Molecular function (GO): ATP binding; chitin synthase activity; cytoskeletal motor activity
Source: RefSeq, a predicted model, not a curated record
CCCUCCGAAGAGAGUGUCACCAGUUUGCUCCAAAGUAGACACAAACGCAACCAACCCUACACCCGCGUGGGUCAAGUUAAUUUAAUCGUCGUAAAUCCCUAUCAACCACUCGAUAUCUUGAACGAUGCCACAUUGCAAGCCUAUGCUGACACUGGCUACAGAAAUGUAUCUGAGCAGCGACUAUUUCUGCAACCGCAUGUCUACGAAUUGGCCGCCCGUGCUUAUUUUCACAUGCGCCGGUCUGGAGAAGACCAGAGUAUUCUAUUAAGUGGCAUUACUGGAUCGGGAAAAAGUACGACUCGUACCCACCUGCUUACCCAGCUGCUGCUCUUGUCCACUCACAGUAAAAAAGAAACCAAACUACAGAUGCAAAUCAAGCAUGGUCUUGUUAUUCUCGAAGCAUUUGGUCACUGCCGGACUGUCCAGAAUACAUCUGCUUCCAAGUUUGGUAUCUUUCAGGAGCUUCAAUUCAGUGAACGGGGCCGUAUUCAGGGAGCCAAGAUCCUUGCUUAUGCCUUUGACAAAACCAGAGUAACCCAUGUCCCAAAAGAUGAACGCAGCUUUCACAUCUUCUACUCCUUACUAGCCGGAACAAGUGUUGACGAAAAGACAGCACUCCACAUCAACUUUCCCCCUGAGCAUUUUCACUAUCUUAACCAGUCCAGAUCAAUCAAAGUCCCUGAAUUGAAUGACGAGAUUGCCUUUGGUGAUCUCAAGAGCGCACUCAAGGUCUGUGGUUUCAAGGCCAAAACAGUCUCUCAGAUCUUCCAGCUCUUGGCUGCCAUCCUCCACCUAGGGAAUCUUCAAUUUGCCGGACACUACGAAACAGGCGUGGCCGCACAAGAAGCCUGCAGCGUCAGGAACCGAGACAUCCUCGACACCGUAUCUGCAAUGCUCGGCGUUUCUCCUUCAAAACUCGAGACUUCCCUGACCUACAAACUCAGACUCAUCCGAACCGAACUCUGCACCAUCUUCAUGAACCCCCAGGGCGCAGCAGAACAGCGCGAUUCUCUUGCACGCGCUCUUUACCAUGUACUAUUUCUCUGGCUGGUCGAGUCGAUGAACACAAAGAUAUGCUACAGUGACCGGGAAGCCGCAAAUUAUAUCGGUAUCCUGGACCAGUUUGGUUUUCAGAACUUCAAGAACAAUGGCUUUGAGGAAUUCUGCACAAACUUUGCAAACGAACGUGUCCACCAGUUUGUAGUUAGCCAGCGCUUCGAUGAUCACAAGGGUCUGCCAGGAAUAAUGACCCGUGACCGAGUUCCGGUCGCACCAGUCCUGGUCGACACCAUGGCCUGCUCUGAUCUUCUUAUCGGAAAAGAAAAGGACACACGCGAGAAGAAUACCGGCCGGUCUGCCGUUCUUGGCCUAGGUGGUCUUGUCAAUGUUCUCGACCGGGACUGUGCAAAGUUCCAGAUGGGCGCUACUGACGCAACGGAUGCCAACUUCCUUGCAAAUCUCCAAAGACAGUAUGGCUCGCACGCUGCAUUUGCAAAGUCAGCCCACGCGUUUUCCUUUGGUAUUCACCAUUUCGCAGGCACGGUCCACUACACAGUCGAAUCGUUCUUGGAAAAGAACCUCGACGACCUCUCGCCUGAUUUUGUCAACCUGCUGCGAGACAACAGCACCAACACCUUUGUGUCGACCUUAUUCCAGAGCACCGCCAUGUCGACCGAGUCCCACCCCAAGGACGACCGAACCAUCGUCAAGGCCCAGCUUACCAACAAACCAACCCGGUCGCCAUCUACCAAACGGAAUGCCAAGCGCCGGGGAACGGAUGCGAAUGAGAACCUCUACAUGACCCUGCGCGAUUUGUUUAACACCAUGGCCGACACCCGACUGUACCACAUUCUCCACAUCCGGCCCAAUGACAGCCAGUCUCCUGACCUGUUCGACGUCAAGCGGGUCAAGGCCCAGGUCCAUUCGUUGUUGCUUCCUGAACUUGCUGUCCGGUGUCGACAGGAAUACGCAAGCUAUUAUACGUUUAAUGAAUUCCUGAUGCGGUACGAGCGCCUCGCAGUCUCGCUCCAGAUCGACAGCACAAAGCCUGAGCGCGGCCAGGUCGAUGUGAUCCGGGCGAUGAUGAACUGGGCCGAGACCCAGGUUUACAUUGGCAAUGACAUGGUCUGGCUCUCCUAUGAGAUCUGGCGAGAACUUGAGGACGGUCUCCGUGCUUACGAAAAAGAGGAGAGAGAGCGAGCCAAGGGCCCGAUCGAGCCGACACAAGAUCCUCGUGCCAUGGCCACCACAAACUAUGCCAGGCAAGAUAUUCUCUUGCCACAAAUUGACCCCGAAAAUCCCGUACAGCAGGCCUCAUUGGCCCAUGCGUCUGUUUAUGAAGACGGCGCCAGUUAUGCUGAGAGUGACGAUGGCAUGAAGCGAGAAAUGGAAGGAUCUCAAUGGGGAGAUGAAUCCGAGUGGGGAGUCAAGGGAUUUGGCCCCAAUAUGGAUAUGAGUAAAAUGGUAGAAGACUACCACGUACCGCAGAAUGAACAAGUAGAAGAAAUGCCUAUCACAGCCGUACGUAUCUGGUGGGUACGUUUCGUUUGGAUGACAACCUGGUGGAUCCCAUCUUUCCUUUUACGAAUCCUUGGAAAGAUGAAGCGUGAAGAUGUUCAGAUGGCCUGGCGUGAAAAGGUCACGCUUUGUAUCUUGAUUGCCUUUUUCUCGAGCAUGGUCAUCUUUGUCAUCGUCGGUCUUGGAGAAGUCAUCUGUCCGGGCACAAAGGACAUGUACUCGGUCUCGAAUGUACAGGCCCAUGCGACAGCCGACGAUAUGUACAUGAUGGUCCGCGGCUCUGUAUACGACAUGACAAGCUUUGCGAUCACAGGCCAUGGAACAACAGCUCUUCCGGCUAACAAAGACACAAUGAACCAACUCGCCGGCCUGGAUGUGUCCUAUACCAUCCCGCCACCCCUGACAUCUGCCUGUGAAGGCUUGGUAACUUCGCCAACCAUCAAAGUCAUGCCGAACGUGUCGGAUGUGAUCGGAACCUUUGUUCACAACUCUGGAGACCAACUCACAAUCCCAACCCUGACAAAAAUGAAAGAUCCACGCUGGUACUGGAGCUACUUUGAACCUCAACUGACGCUCUACAAAAAGGGUAAAGUGGUCAUUCCUAUUAAACAGCUCCAAGCUGAUUUCCAAGGCUGGGGACGUCUGGCAAUCGCGAUAAAUGGAAGAGUGUACGACAUCAAUGAUUACAUGGCAACCGCAAAGACCUACGAUACUGGAUCCACGGCAAGCGAUUACCAUUAUUUGCACAGUACGGUCGAGGAGAUCUUUAGCAAGUUCAGUGGAACAGACGCAACAGACAAGUGGAACCAGUACAAAAACUCAAUGUCAGUCGAGGACCAGGCUCUCAACAUGAACUGCCUAGACAACUUCUUUUAUAUUGGCGAUGUCGAUCAGCGCGAGACCUUACGCUGUACAUUCACAAACUUCUUGCUGCUCUCUUUUGCCGUACUCAUGUGCUUUGUGAUCUUUGUCAAGUUCUUGGCCGCCCUUCAGUUUGGUGGUGCGCCUACUCCAGAAGACCACGACAAAUUUGUGAUUUGCCAGGUGCCGUGCUACACCGAAGACGAGGAGUCCCUUCGAAAGACUAUCGACUCGCUCACUGUGCUAAACUAUGACGACAAGCGCAAGCUGCUGCUAAUCAUUGCAGACGGCAUGAUCAUGGGCAGCGGUAACGACAGGCCGACCCCCCGUAUCGUACUCGAUGUCCUGGGAUACGACACUAAAAACGACCCGGAACCCUUGAUGUUCAAGUCAAUUGGUGAAGGAAGCAAGCAGCUCAACUAUGGCAAAGUUUACUCUGGACUCUACGAAUGCGAAGGACAUGUUGUGCCUUAUGUGGUCAUUGCCAAGGUCGGCAAGGCUUCCGAACGUGCAAAACCUGGUAAUCGUGGAAAGCGUGAUUCGCAGAUGAUUUGCAUGAAUUUUUUGAACAAGGUCCAUUUCGAUGGCGAGAUGACCCCUUUAGAGUUGGAAGUGUACCAUCAAAUCAAGAACGUGAUUGGUGUCAAUCCAUCGUUUUACGAGUACAUUCUCAUGGUAGACUCGGACACCGAGGUUCUGCCGGAUGCACUAAAUCACAUGAUCUCUUGUAUGCUCCACGAUGGUCGAAUCAUUGGUCUCUGCGGUGAGACUAAGCUAGUGAAUGAAGAUGGUUCGUGGACGACGAUGAUCCAAGUGUACGAGUACUACAUUUCCCAUCAUCUUGCCAAGGCAUUCGAGUCUCUGUUUGGAUCCGUUACUUGUCUUCCAGGAUGUUUCUGCAUGUACCGAAUCCGAACCCCUGUAAAAAACGAGCCGCUGAUUAUUUCCCCAAAGGUCAUUAGUGAUUAUUCGGACAAUCACGUCGAUACGCUACACAAGAAAAACCUUCUCCAUCUGGGAGAGGAUCGGUACUUGACUACGUUGAUGAUGAAGCACUUUCCACAGUACAAAAUGAAAUUCACUGCCCACGCGCAGUGUAAGACCGUGGCCCCAGACCGAUGGCAGGUGUUGUUGUCUCAGCGACGACGAUGGAUCAAUUCGACAAUCCACAACUUGUUUGAGGUUGUACUGUUGCCAGAUCUCUGUGGAUUCUGUUGUCUAUCGAUGCGAUUUGUUGUCUUGAUUGAUUUGAUCGGUACGCUUACUUUACCUGUAUCUGUUAUCUACCUCGUGUACUUGAUCUAUGUGAUUGCUUCCAAAACCGGACCUCUUCCUGUUCUUGCGUUGUGUAUGUUGGCGGGUAUUUACGGUCUUCAGGCCAUCCUGUUUAUUCUAAAGCGACAAUGGCAGCACAUCGGAUGGAUGUUUUUCUAUAUCCUAGCCAUUCCUGUCUUCUCGUUUUUCCUGCCAAUAUACUCGUUCUGGCAUUUUGACGACUUCUCAUGGGGUAAUACUCGUGUGGUAGUAGGAGACAACAAGCAAAAGAAAAUUAUUGUAGCCGAUGAUGAAAAGUAUGAUGAGAAGAUGAUUCCUCUAAAGAAAUGGAGUGUGCAUGAGCAAGAAGUAUGGGAGAUGGGAUCUAUUGGAACCAAGGAGACAGGUAUCACAGGACAGAGCUACCACACACACCAUUCCAAGGGACAUUCCAUCUAUGAUAACCGUAGUCAAUAUGGCGGUAGUCAAGUAGGCGAGUAUGACUAUUAUCGUGACACAGCCAUUAUCGACAAACGCAACCGACCACGGCCA